CGAGAAUUCAUUGGGCGCGGUGAGCGGUUAGUGUUACCUCGUAUCACGUUCACAGUUUACGGGCCUUUAGUUUUUUUUAUUUUCACAUAAGGCUUACGUCGGGUGUACGCUGUGAUAAUAAAAUUGUUCAUCAUGGAACUAGGAGUCCGACUGGUGGGCGUUAUACUCCGGAUCCUCUAUGUGCUGACAGCCCCGCUGUUCUGGCUUCUAGCGAGAAACACGAAGUCGGUGUCACCCAUCAGGGACCCAAUUUUGCUGAGGAGCGCCACAAAUCUCGUCACCGCUAUACGUAAUGGAGAAUUGACAAGUGAAAAAGUCACUUACGCAUUCAUCGGUCGAAUCCAUGAAGUGAACCUGCAGCUGAACGCCGUCGUUGAUCAGAGAUUCCGUGAGGCUAUGGAGGAGGCUCGGGCUGUGGAUGGAGAGGUAGCAGCCGCCAGGAGCGCGGGAACACUGGACCAGUUGUUCAAGAAUAAACCUCUGCUUGGGAUACCGUUUACUGUAAAAGAGAGCUGUUCGUUGGCAGGACUAUCAAAUGCAGUAGGGUGUGUAGAUUGGGAGGGACGCCGUGCGACCAGCGACGGUGAAGCGGUGGCCCGGAUGAGGAAGGCUGGAGGGAUUCCGUUGCUGGUCUCCAACACACCUGAACUAUGCCUGGGCUGGGAAACCACCAACCUGGUGACAGGGACAACGAACAACCCUUAUUGCAUUGCGAGAACAUCGGGGGGUUCGUCCGGCGGUGAGUCUGCGUUGCUCGGGUGCGGUGCAUCGGUGGCGAGCGUGUCGUCCGACAUCGCGGGAUCCAUCCGCAUCCCGGCGGCUUUCUGCGGUGUGUUCGGACACAAGCCCACCCCAGGUUUGGUGCCAUACGAGGGACACAUACCGACCUUGAGUGACCCCCUGUUUCCUCAGUACCUGUCAGUGGGGCCUCAGUGUCGCUUCGCGGAAGACUUGUCCUUGCUGCUGCGGGUGAUGGCGGGCCCUGGGGCGCUCGAUGAAACGCCGGUCAGCUGUGAUAAACUGCGGGUGUUCUACAAGAUGGAGGCGGGUCACUCGCUGGCUCUGAUCGAGGUGGAGCCCGCUCUCCGUGACGUCAUCGAGCGAGCGGCCCUCUACCUACGGGACGAGUGUGGCGCCGCGCUGUGUCACGAUAACUUCAAAGAGCUUGAGAAUACUGUGGAGAUGUCAGUAUCAAUGUUCUUCUCCAUGCAAGACAUCCCCAACAUGCUGCGGGAUCCAGACAAUCCCAAGCGCGACAAGAGUCUCAUACUAGAGAUCUUCAAGUCAUUGUGUGGCACGUCGUCCCGGUCGCUGCAAGCGCUUGGCUUCACGCUGUUGCACCGCACAGGACUUUUCAUCCAGGACACGAGCCGGUACUGCCGCCUGGCCGAGGAAUUCAAAGAUAGAAUACAGAGAGUGCUGGGCGCGGACGGCGUGCUGCUGUACCCCGUGUUCAGCUCGCGCGCGUACCGCCACGGCCAGGUGUUCACGCGCACGUCGGGCUUCUGCUACAGCAUGUUGUUCAACGUGCUGGGGCUGCCCGCCACCGCCGUGCCCUGCGGCCUGGCGCCCGACGGCCUGCCGCUCUCCAUCCAGGUGAUCGCCGCGCCGCACCAGGAUCGGUUAUGUUUUGCCGUCGCCAAGCAAUUGGAGAAGGCCUUUGGCGGGUGGAACUUCCCGCAGAUGAUCACCUGAGUGGUCUCUCGGCUGUCCACUCAAUAUUACUCCGCUGCUAAACCCCGCGUUCAGUCUGUGUGAGUAACGUUAUGUUUGUGUUGUGUCGCUGUUGACGUUUCCGUUGUGGGCGUGACCAGACUUACCGUUCGGCCUCUUGCAAUAAGCCAAAAAUUAUUUAAGAUGUAUUAUUUGUAAGUUUGUAUGUUCAUUAAUAUAAUUGUUAACCGUUGAGUUAUUGUUCUCAACCAUCAUUGUCUGUUUCUUGGGUAACACAUCCAAUGUUUAAAAGUUUUCACCAAUGUGGUAUAUGUACGGUUAUAAAGUUAGAAGCGUAAAUAUAUGUAUCGGUUUUAUGGAUUUUUUAAGUUUUCAUAUAAUUUCAAAACAAGCAUAUAUCUGUCUACUCUUGUGUACAUAUGAAAGCAUGCAUGCAGAAAUCUGGUAUUUUUACAAAAUAAAGUGACGGUUUUUAAAUAUUUUGAAGGGAAUUUUUGCAACUUAUGGAUUUGUUUUGCCAAGGUUACCUAUAUUGUAUAAUAUUAAGUGUAGUGUAGUUGAAUAGCUAGUCUCAGGUUUAAUUGAUUAUGUUUAAUAUAGUCUUUUAUUUUUAUGUGGUAUAACUAAUAUAAGAAAAUUUAUUGCAAAUAAAGACGGGAAUGAUGUUAUCAUAAUAAAAAAUAAGUUUUAUAGACCCUAAAGAUUAUACACCUUUAUUAUAAGUGUAAGUACGUACUUACAUUAAGGUUUAAUAGGUACUUCCGUGUGAAGAUUUUGUAUAUUUUAUAGAAACCAUAUAAUAGUACAUUACGAUACUGCUGCUACUGCGAACUGCGCAAAGUAGGUCGUUGGAUGACAGGAUGACCUACGUAAGCACGAGUAUCGUAUACUAUUCUUCCUAUUAAGUUUCGUAAAGUUCCACCAAUCUAAUUAUUUUCAAACAUUCCCGCACGCUCAGCAACAUUCCCGCGCGCGUUGUAAACGUGUGGUAAAGUGGUACUUUGCGAACGCAAAUGCAUGCGCAAAAUGAACUUUGCGCACGAUAAUAGGAAAAGUACAGUACCUACCUACGAUAGCAUUUGUCGCUGUGAUAAAUUAUGGGAGAGAGUUCUCGCCCAACAUUGUGAACGGUCGGCCAUAUAGUAUUAAUAUUGGUGUCUCUUUUAUUCAUACGAGAUCUAUAUUAUCUAUUAUACUUUUAAUGGAAGAUAUCUGUCAAUAUUUCGUCGCUUUCUCGGCAACGUUGGGUGUUUAGGACUGUGCCUUUAGGACAUUUAUUCUAGUACAUAUGUAGAUAGGAGGAGGUUGGCAAUUGUUGUGUAUUCUAAACUAACAAGUAGGUGCCAAUACUGCCGUAAAAUGGAGUCUAGUUCCCUGAAUACUGAAGUUUCCAGUUAUUGUAUCAAAUAAAAAAUUAUUUUUCAUAUCAACUGGAAUUAAAUUAGACCAUGUUUUUCUGUAUUAUUUUUAACGGCACGAUAUCAGUGUGUUUUUUUAAAUGUUCAUAAAAUUGUUCUAUUAAUUAUUAUUGUGAUAUAAAAGUGUUGCCAAUUCCGGACUUACAUCAACAUAGGUAGAUACAAUACUUUAAUGGUUGCAUUUUUAUAUCAAAAAUUCAAAUGAAUUCUUUUUAUCAGUAUAAUAUUGUUUGUUUAUUAAUAAUGUAAAUAUUAGUUAAUGUUAGUGAAUAUCAAUAUAGUCUUUCUGGUGUUUUGAUUGUACCACUGUAUUUUGGAAUAUUUGUAUUAAAUAUUGAAAUUAA
Molecule: messenger RNA, 3436 nt
Organism: Leptidea sinapis
Lineage: Eukaryota; Metazoa; Arthropoda; Insecta; Lepidoptera; Pieridae
Product: fatty-acid amide hydrolase 2-like
Exons: 11
Coding region: 133-1695 (520 amino acids)
Source: RefSeq, a predicted model, not a curated record